CAGCGCGCAGCGCGCAGGUCGAGCGGAGAGGGAAGCCGCCCUCGCGCGGCCGCGCCCGGCUGCCCGUCUCGGAGCCGUCGCUCUUUGGACGCGACAGCGUCGAGACGUGCGAGGAGGUGCUGCUGCGCGUGCUCGACUUGUGCGACGAGGCGAUGCCCUCGCUGCACGAGACGCUCUUCGCGCCGAGGGAAGGGUGGCAGGAGAGGCAGCCGCGGAACGCGCAGGGCUCUCAGCCAGAGGUCCUCCUCCACCCGACCUGGCCGAGCGCUGCCCGAGCUUGCGAGACCUCUACAUGGCCGCCGAGCUGGAGUGGUCCGAGGGCGAGCCGGCUAUCAACGUCUACACCUCCGACGGCUACUUUGGGGCUCACAAGGACCACUUGGCCCUCACCGUGCUCAUCCCACUCACCGCACCGUCGACCGACUUCGAAGGCGGGGGCACCGGCUUCUGGGCGGGAAACAGCGCCGUCGGAGAGGACCCACGAGGGCCUCCGGACCUCGUCCUCGCCCCUGCUGCCGGCACGGCGCUGCUCUUCGGCGGAGACGUGACGCACGCGGGGCUGCCGGUCGCAGGCGGGCUGCGCUCCGUCUUCGUCGCUUCUUUUUCGACGCGCACCCCCGCCUCGCCGCCGGAUCGUGUCCACGGGCUGCAGAUGGCGCCGUCAGUCAGCCCACAGUUUGGCGGUGGGUGAACAAAACUGUGCAGCGAAGAGCAGGCUACGGCUCUAGGUAAUUAAGGUAAGGUAAGGGCAUGGGUAA
This is a messenger RNA of Emiliania huxleyi CCMP1516, 758 nucleotides long. RefSeq lists its product as hypothetical. The record is from RefSeq and is a predicted model, not a curated record. NCBI's taxonomy places the organism in Eukaryota, Haptophyta, Isochrysidales, Noelaerhabdaceae. The transcript is spliced from 5 exons. The annotation marks the transcript as partial.